UAGAAGGAGGAUGGUCGUUGCCAAGAAACUCAACAUUGUCUGUCUGGCGAUGCGCAUCUGCUUGACAAGUGCUAUAAUGGUGACCAAGACAUCUUUGGAUCCGACGAAUAUAUCGCGUCAGCGGUAUAGUUAUCUGCCGCCUGCCAGUUCAUUUCCAAAUCAUUCCAAUCAUCAAUACGAUGAUCAUCACAUUAUCAACAGCAAUCUGGAGAAACUAGUUUCCUCCAGAAAUCUACAGGCAGACCGUUCAAUGGGGCUUCAAUCCGCGUCGACUUUAAGUAAUCACAAGCAGAAGUCGCAAACGGGUCCUCAGAGAUUCCCUACAGAAAUUCGUCAGGACGUUUGGCUUUCGGCGAAAGUGCCGAACGCAUCUCCGUCGCCUCCGCCGGCACUGUCGACGACGACGACGACCGUGACGACGACGUCAACGUUAUCGGGACCUCAAGAUAUCCGAGAAUAUCAUCGUCACGUACCUCGAUUCGCGGAUCAGGAUGUCAAGGUACUUGACAGAUAUCUGACAGACGAAUUGGAUGACGAUAAACUGCCGUAUCAUGGAAAAGUUGAGACAUAUUAUCAUCGAAGACCACAAGACAUAACGGCAGUCAUCAAGGCCCUCGAUCGUUUCUUAAGUCGUACUCUGAACGAUGAUGGUUAUAAUAGCAAGGUACAUCCGCCACCCAAUCCCGUUCUAGCCCUCGUAUUGUCCCGAUACGGGCGUUACGUGCCUGGACCGCGAAAUCCUCGCGUAUACGCGUAUUUGGCGGCAAACAACAUCCACAAUCAUCAGCCCUUUGGCAAGUACAAAUACGAGUUCGAUGAGGAGCCGAUUUACACGAGAAGAUAGCAA
This is a messenger RNA of Trachymyrmex septentrionalis, 847 nucleotides long. RefSeq lists its product as uncharacterized. The transcript has 3 exons. The record is from RefSeq and is a predicted model, not a curated record. Lineage: Eukaryota; Metazoa; Arthropoda; Insecta; Hymenoptera; Formicidae. Bases 11 to 844 code for a protein of 277 amino acids.